GUUACCUCCAAGGUAAACUGGCCGAAGGCCUGUGCGAUUGGUUCGCAAGUUUCGGUACAGUUCCCUCGCAGAUCGGUAUUAUCUAACAGUAGUUGCAUCCAUGCAAUACUACAAACACACAGCUAGAAAGUGAACGCGAGUGAAAAUGUAUUCAAGAACCGGCGAAACAGUCGUGGACAUAACAACACCUCCAGACCCGGCGAAAAUCGUCCACAUCGCCAGAGACCGCUUCGAAGAGGGCAAAACCAAGCCGAUUAAAUUCCGGAAGAAGCAGCUCAACAACCUCGUCAAGUUCGUGCAGGACAAUGAAGACGCCAUCCUGGAGGCCCUCUACCAGGACUUCAGGAAGCCCAAACAGGAAGUCGUCUGCUACGAGAUCGUGCCGGUGGUCAAGGAGGCCAAACAUGCCAUCAACCAUCUGGAAGAGUGGGCCAAGCCAGAAAAACCCAAAAAAUCGCUAGUUAAUUUGCUGGAUGGGGUGAUGGUCUACAACGACCCCUUUGGGGUGGUGCUCGUCAUGGGCGCCUGGAACUACCCCCUAGCCCUGGUGCUGAUGCCUGUUAUUGGCGCCAUAGCAGCGGGCAAUUGCGUCGUAAUCAAGCCCUCGGACCUCUCCCCUGCCACAAGUCAGCUCAUGUACAAACUACUGCCCAACUAUUUGGACCCCGAGUGCUACCCUGUGUACCAGGGCGGAGUCAAAGAAACAACCGAGUUGCUUAAAGAAAAGUUCGAUUAUAUCUUCUACACAGGCUCCACCUCUGUGGGCCAGAUCGUGCACAAGGCGGCCAAUAGGCACCUCACACCUGUCACGCUGGAACUGGGCGGCAAAAGCCCCGCCUACAUUGACAACUCGGCCGAUAUAACCAAAACCGUGAAACGUAUUUUAUGGGGAAAAUGCAUAAACUCCGGCCAGACUUGCAUCGCCCCUGACUAUAUUCUCUGCACUAAAGAAGUGCAAGACAAGUUUGUAAAAUACGCCGAAAAGGCUCUUUUGGAGUUCUACGGUAGUGAUAUUAAGGAUAGCAAUGAUUACUCUCGCAUUAUCACUGACCGACAUUUCGAAAGAUUGGUUAAUCUUUUGCCCGGGCUUAAGAUCGCAGUUGGGGGGCGAUAUGAGCAAAAAGACAGGUUUAUAGAACCCACAAUUGCCAUUGACGUCAACCCCAACCACGCUAUAAUGCAGGAAGAGAUUUUCGGCCCCAUUUUGCCCAUCAUUCCCAUAAAUAACAUCGACGAAGCUAUCACUUUUAUCAACCGGAGGAAUAAACCCCUAGCGUUGUAUAUUUUCUCAACGAGGAAACAAGACCGGGAAAAACUCCUCUCGAAGACGUCCAGUGGCGGAGUUUGCGUCAACGAUACCAUCCUUCACGCCUCGGUAGAUGUCUUACCUUUCGGGGGCGUUGGGACGAGUGGGAUGGGAUCGUACCAUGGGAAGAAAACUUUUGAUACGUUCACGCACAAGAAGAGUGUUCUAGUUAGGGAUUUUCAAGCCAUUCCGGAGAAAAUCAUGGCUAGUAGGUACCCGCCGUAUUCGAAUUCGAAAAUUUCGCUCAUUCAGAUGGCCCUAGAGGAGCGGAAAAGGGUCCCUCUGAAGUAUUUGCCACAUUUUGUGAUGUUUUUAUUAGGGGUGGGGAUCACGAUCGCGGUUUAUUUUUUGUACCUGUAUUUGGAAGUCUAAUGUGAUUUUGGUGAUAAGAGGUGUCCUAGGUUAAGUUCAAUAAAGAUUUUUUACACUU
Molecule: messenger RNA, 1736 nt
Organism: Tribolium castaneum (red flour beetle)
Lineage: Eukaryota; Metazoa; Arthropoda; Insecta; Coleoptera; Tenebrionidae
Product: aldehyde dehydrogenase, dimeric NADP-preferring
Exons: 2
Coding region: 146-1678 (510 amino acids)
Biological process (GO): aldehyde metabolic process
Cellular component (GO): cytoplasm
Molecular function (GO): aldehyde dehydrogenase (NAD+) activity
Source: RefSeq, a predicted model, not a curated record